Molecule: messenger RNA, 1527 nt
Organism: Ectocarpus sp. CCAP 1310/34
Lineage: Eukaryota; Phaeophyceae; Ectocarpales; Ectocarpaceae
Source: the annotation of a GenBank genome assembly
AUGUUCCGCUUUUCCUUCGCAAUACACCCACGUCGCCCCCCCUUCAAACUUUGUCGUGUUGUGCGCUGCGCUGCACGGACCCAGGCCGACUACGGCGACAUGAACUCGGAGAUGCUCUUCAGCGCCUUCCUCGACGACGAGACCCGAUCCCAGCUGUCCGACUACGACGCCCUCGCCGUCAUCCCGUCGUCGGUCCUGUCCAAGAACGACCCUUCCGUCGCCGACCCCGUCGUCUCCGUAGACGCCCUCUACAGCCUGGCCUUCGACGGCCAGACCGACAACCCCGACGAUGACUUCUGGGUCAAGUCGCUUUCCGUGGGAGAAGGCGGAGACGCCGAGGGCUCCGGUUUCAGCGGGGAUGGCGCGGCCAUCUACAACAACGACGACGAGAGCUUCGUGAGCUACGUUCGCGCCGCGAACGUAAAGCGGCGGCGACAACAGCAAGAGGAGGUCAGCGCCGAGGAGUCGGUGACCACCAUCGAUACCUUCGGCGCGGCGCUCAUGUACACCCUGGAAGACCCGCUCUACGAGGACUAUCCGGCCAAGUUCGUGAUGGGGGAUCUGCUUUCCUACGGAGGUAGCAGCAACUACGACUUCAAGGCCGACCUCCACGACACGCGAGGUAGCGACGAAUACGAUUUCAAGGACAAACACCAAUUUUCGGAACCCAAGUGGAAGGCGGCCCGGAACUGGCGCGGCGACCCGGAGAACCGGGUCCAGCCCAAAUGGCAGGAGCAGGAAAAGUGGCGCGGCGACCCGGAGAACGGGGUUCAGCCCAAAUGGCAGGAGCAGGAAAAGUGGCGCGGCGAUCCCGAGAACGGCAUCGAACCAAAGUGGAAAUCCGACGGCUGCUUCGACGGCUGCACCUACACGAGCCACGAUGGCACCAGGGGUCGCGUGUGCGACCUCUCUUGCAAGACCGGGGAGCCCUACGGUACCUACGGGUGCGCGGCGAAGAGCCGUAAGUACGGGCUAUCCUGCCGCCGGUGCUACAACGAUGUCGCCAAGGCCCUCAAGAAAGACACCCCCGAACAUCGCGCCAUCAUGUGCGACACGCUGGAACCUCCUUCUACCUACUCCGCGCGUAGGCUCGAAGAGAGCGACUCCAAACCGAGCCCUGCCGCCGAGCUGGCCCGCCUGCUCCAGAAGUACAUGCGCAAGCGCGACGAUGAGUCUAGAGAUGGAGUCGAAGAGCGCCGACCUGAGUGAGGGCAGAAGUGAAGCAGGAAUACCAAGGCCUGAUCAACCGAGAUACGAAGGCUAAGAACGAGGGCUGGAGAGGGCGAAGCCCCCACUGGGACAAUAUUUUGUGAACACAUGUAAUAGUGCUCUUGUUCGUGGGGGUCAGUGCUAGGGUUAGUUUGCAAAGGUGUUCGGAGUGUUGCGCCCGGGAAGAUCCUAGACAAGUGGAUGCGAACACAAGUUGUACGGUAGACAGGUAGUCUAUUUUCUUUGCGGGUUCGAGUAGCGAUGCGCGUAUGAGUCGAAUUUCCUGAUCUAAUCCUCCGGUUAAGUCUAUACUUGAAG